AGAUGUUCCAAUGUGAAGUCUAUUAGCAUGGGGUUGAAACAAGUGUCCUUUGUAGAGAGGUCCUCAAUAUCUCGGAGGGUCCCUUAUCAGAUGAUUCCACCACUGUGCAGUCUCAUAGCAGGGUGUGAAACAAGUGUCCUUUGUAGAGAGGUCCUCAAUAUCUCGGAGGAUCCCUUAUCAGAUGUUCCACUGUGAAGUCUAUUAGCAUGGGGUUGAAACAAGUGUCCUUUGUAGAGAGGUCCUCAAUAUCUCGGAGGGUCCCUUAUCAGAUGUUCCACAGUGUCUGUUACAUCUCCCUGUAGCUCUCUCGGCCUCUACGUCUGAACUGGAGCUCACCAGCUCCGCCCCCUCCUUCUCCUUCAACGUCAGUGGCUACAAUGACUCCCUGGGGCUACAGGACACCAGGCAGUUCAUGGUCUCCAUGAGUACACACACCAACAGUCACUGAUACCACCAUGAUCCUGGUCACUGACGACGAUGUUGUACACGCAACGUUUGAGAAGACUAAUUACGUGGUGGGUGAGGGUGAGGGCACGUUUCAAGUGUGCGUGGUUCUGAGUAUUGCUGCUGUGCGGAAUGUGACUGUCAUGGUUACUGGAGAGUUGAGUCUAGACAGUGGAGCUAAUUCCGCUGCAGAGCUGGGAACUCUGUCAGUAGAGGUUACAAUUCCACCCAAUGAUACCGGGAGCUGCCUCUCGUUUACCCCCUCUGACGACAGUGAGGUCGAGGAUGUGGACGAACAGUACAGGCUAACAAUGACUAAAGUGAGUCCAGAUGAUCCCCGGUUCGAAGUAGAUGGCGACGUUUUUACCAUAGUCACCAUUACUGACAAUGAUGCAGACGAACCAGGGAGCAAUCUGCUGCCACUGAUAGUUGGAGCGAGUGUGGGUGGAGCUCUGUUGGCUGUCAUCCUCGCUGUUCUCUGCAUCGUCUGCCUCUGUAUAUGGAGUGUCAACGUCAAACGACAGGGGUUCUACCACACCCACGAGGACUCGCAGGCGGCCCCGACGAUGCUCCGCUACAGUGCAUCUCUUCGCUCCAUCUCCUCGCAGAGUGUCGUGGUCAUGGAGGGAAAGCGAGCCGCUGCAAAGGAGAACGAAUUCUUUGUCUAAACCAUAUUUUCUCUCUCCCUCUUUCAUCGCCAUCUCUGCAUUACCGACAUCUUUCUCUCUAGAGUUGAUUUUUUUUGCAGUAUUUUCUGCAGCGUGUAGAUCAAUUGUAUUAUGAUGCUUUUACUUGUAGGUUUUUGCCUUUUUUACCUGUGUAUUAUUAUAGGCUGCUCUUUCAUUCUUUUGUACUGAGAUACACAAUGGCUCUAUUAUACUAUUAUGCAAUUUUUAACUCCACGGCAUACAUUGUUGUAGUACUGUUUGCAUCAUUCUAUUAUUUGUACAACGUGUCAAAAAUAAUGUUACAGCACGUAGGUACUAUACACGUACACAAGUGUAAACUAAGUG
Messenger RNA from Geodia barretti, 1457 nucleotides. Lineage: Eukaryota; Metazoa; Porifera; Demospongiae; Tetractinellida; Geodiidae. The record is from the annotation of a GenBank genome assembly.